Molecule: messenger RNA, 1059 nt
Organism: Setaria italica (foxtail millet)
Lineage: Eukaryota; Viridiplantae; Streptophyta; Magnoliopsida; Poales; Poaceae
Product: transcription initiation factor TFIID subunit 13
Exons: 5
Coding region: 331-861 (176 amino acids)
Biological process (GO): transcription by RNA polymerase II
Molecular function (GO): protein heterodimerization activity
Source: RefSeq, a predicted model, not a curated record
CCGUCCGCGCGUCGCCUUCGCCGCUGUCUGAUCCCGAAUCAGUCAAGGCACGCUCCACCGCCGUGGCGGCCGCCUCGCCGGCCACGCCACCGCCACCGCCAGCCCAGCCCUCGCCCCCGCCUCCGCGACCGCGACGCAUCUGAGAGACUGGGAGCCCAGAGCUGCGACUUGCGAGCCGGCUGCCGCGGUUCGUGCCAUUCCCCCUCUUGCCCUCCGAAUUCGAACUCCUCUCCCCGCCCUGCUCCCCUCACCGCCUUCCCUCCCCUCCCACCCCCGCGCUCCCCACCCCCCCGCGCGCGCCGUCCGCCGUACCACCGGCCUCCGCAGGGGAUGCAGAACCCCGCCACGCCCGCCCCAGCGGCGGCCCCGUCCAAGGGCAAGUCGUCGGCGCAGAACCCUAGCGGGCACCACGCCGCGACGCCCGGCCCAUCGGGGACGCCGUCCAAGGGCAAGUCGGCGGCGGCGCAGGCCGCGGCCGCGGGCCAGGCUUCGUCCUCCCACCACCACGCCGCUGGGGGCGCCGACGCGUCCGCCACCACCCUCAAGCGCAAGCGCGGCGUCUUCCAGAAAGACCUGCAGCACAUGAUGUACGGAUUUGGGGACGAUCCAAAUCCACUUCCCGAAACCGUUGCACUUGUGGAGGACAUUGUUGUGGAAUAUGUCACUGAUCUGGUGCACAAGGCACAGAAUGUUGCAUCAAAGAGGGGGAAGCUCUUGACAGAGGAUUUUCUUUACCUUAUACGCAAGGAUAUGCGGAAACUGCACCGAGCUACUGAACUACUCUCCAUGAAUGAAGAGCUCAAGCAAGCAAGGAAAGCUUUUGACGUUGAUGAAGAGACGCUUGCCACAAAUGCCGUAUGAUAUCUUCGCAGAAGCCUCAGAAACCAUCAUACGAUCUGCAUUAGUUUUCCAUCCAGUUGUUUCUGCUGAAAGGAAUCAAUAAUGUUGGUUUUUGAGGGCUUUCCUUGUACUGACAAGAAUAUUGCAUCAUUCCUGUUGCCAAUACUUAACACUUGAUACGUACUGACAACAGUUCACCUGUGCGUUCCCAUGUUUAAA